Molecule: messenger RNA, 4974 nt
Organism: Fundulus heteroclitus (mummichog)
Lineage: Eukaryota; Metazoa; Chordata; Actinopteri; Cyprinodontiformes; Fundulidae
Product: netrin-G1
Exons: 7
Coding region: 915-2288 (457 amino acids)
Molecular function (GO): cell-cell adhesion mediator activity
Source: RefSeq, a predicted model, not a curated record
CUCCCCUCUCCUCUGUUCACAACUCGCCUGGGCUGAGAAAGAAAGCAACAUAUGCCCAAAGACUCAUUCUUCAUCGGGAUGUAGCCUACUUCCUUGAAUCUGGGCACAAAGUGAAUCCCCUCAGCUGACAUAGCUGCAGAGGGGUCGUUGUUCUGCGCGCCAUUCCGGUGAACACAGCGCCAAAAAACAGCAGCGCUGCUGCGUAAAGUCUUGAGUGGAUGACAGUCGACGUUCGGGCAAGUCCUGUGUGGGCGAGAGAAAAUAUCUGGUGAUCGGAAGAUAAAACGCUUAGUCAGUGAGAUCGAAAAGUUGAAUGAAAGUUGGAGCGAACAAAAACGUCGCAGCUCUCGGAGUGAAUUCACGCGUAAUGCGCCAACGUUACUUUUUUUAACCACUGGAAAAUUUUGCCAUGAUUAAUUGAGCUCAGCAUAAAUAGACGCAGUAGAAAAGGCUUCCAGCUUGAAUAAGAAUCCACUUUGCAAAUGCUGUAAAUAACUUGUUGAAUCAGCAGCUCGUCCCGAGAGCGCAAGUAAAUGAUGCUGCCGGCGGCAAACACCACAAUUGACAGGCGCUCAAGAUCCGAAUCUGCUGACAUAUGAGGAGUGUCGCUCCUCUCAAAAAAAAAAAUCACUUCUGACCGAUUGUUGACCUUUUCGUCAGCGAUCUGCACUGUUGAAAAGGCUCACCUGUUGACACGUCUCAUCAGCCAGUCAGAUGCGCUGCCAGUCAAAAGCAGAAUAACUGCUUGGAGGCUUAUAGUCACCUGAAUAACAAGCUGAAGAUGCUACCACUGUUCCUAAAUGCUUCAUCGCACCAUUCAGACCAUCAAGUGAUUUAGAAGCUCCUCCGUGGUGCAGCAAAGACAACAACAUACAAGGGAAAUUCUACAGAAACCAUAAAGAAAAAGAUCAGCAAUGUUUUGGCCUAUAUUACUCACCCUUCAGGGCGUGUGUACCAGUGUGACACAUGCUAUGCAACAUUACCCUGCAGCCUGGGGACACUAUGACGUGUGCAAGUCCCAGAUCUAUACAGAGGAGGGCCUUGCAUGGGACUACAUGGCCUGUCAGCCAGAAGCCACCGACAUGACAAAGUACCUGCGAGUGGCCCUUGACCCCCCAAACAUCACGUGUGGAGAUCCGCCCGAGACGUACUGCGCUUUGGAGAAUCCUUACAUGUGCAACAACGAAUGCGAUGCUGCUACCGAGGAGCUGGCCCAUCCUCCUGAGUUGAUGUUUGACUUUGAAGGCCGAAAUCCCACAACAUUCUGGCAGUCGACGUCGUGGAAGAAAUAUCCAAAGCCUCUGCAGGUCAACAUCACGCUGUCCUGGAACAAGACGAUUGAGCUAACCGAUGACAUCGUUAUCACCUUUGAGUCAGGCCGACCGGAGCAGAUGGUCCUGGAAAAGUCGCUAGACUACGGCCGCACCUGGACCCCUUACCAGUUCUACGCCACUGACUGCCUGGAUGCUUUCACCAUGGAGCCCAAGACAGUGAAUGACCUGUCCCAGCGCACCCUGCUGGACAUCAUUUGUACUGAGGAAUACUCCCGAGGCUAUGUGUGGAAGAACGACAAGACCGUCCGCUUUGAGAUAAAGGACCGCUUCGCUCUAUUUGCCGGACCUCGUCUACACAACAUGGCUUCGCUAUACGGCCAGCUGGAUACCACCAAGAACCUGAGAGAUUUCUUCACGAUCACAGAUCUGAGGAUUAGACUACUAAAGCCUGCUACUGGAGCCACCAUGGUGGAUGAGAACAAUCUAUCCAGAUACUUCUACGCAAUAUCUGACAUCAAGGUACAGGGCAGGUGCAAGUGCAACCUGCAUGCCAACAGCUGUGUGUUCGACAAGGGGAAGCUGGGCUGUGAGUGUGAGCACAACACCACAGGGCCGGACUGCAGCCGCUGCAAGAGGCACUACCACGGCAGAGCCUGGAGUGUGGGCUCCUACCUCCCGAUACCCAAAGGAACUGCCAAUAUAUGCAUUCCCAGCAAUCAUGGACCAGUGCAUCGAGCAAAUGCUUCAUCUCUCGGUGUUGCAAAUCGCAACCAAGCUCGGGUGUGUGACAACGCGAUGCUGCGCUGUCAGAACGGCGGCACGUGCCACCACCAUCAGCAGUGCCACUGUGCCCCCGGCUUCACGGGUGUCCUGUGUGAGAGAGCUAGAUGCCAGGGUCCCGGAGAGUGUGACGACCAGCUAUCUGGACGGGCAGCGCUCCAUCAUCACCCCAUAGACCAUCGGCUUUUUCUUCCCCUCGUAAUGCUCCCGCUUUCAGUCGUUUCCCUUUGCUGAGAGGCUUGAACCAAAAUCCUCAAAAUAAAACCCUGAGACCACAAACGCUGAGAUUGAACUCUUAACCUUAUGGACAUGAACAAAAAAACAAAAACAAAGAAUGUGUGGACAAUGUGCUCAGUAUAAGCAACUUUUUUUAUAUAUAUCCAAGAUCAAGUUGGUGAGUGAAGAUGAAAUUAGUGCAGCAGGUUCAAUGGCAAAAAGAUUUCUGGAAGGCUCGGUGAAUAAAAAGAAACUGUUGUUUUGUAACCUCACAUUAAAAGACUGUAGGCGCCCUUGCUUUGUGAUAAUGUCUUUCUCCUUAUAUCCCAUCAUGGAGAGACUGGAGAUUAUCUGCCUGGACAAAGCAACCCAGAUUCUGGUGACAAACUGUACAAAAACUAGACACAAGAUUUCUAGAUAUCAUCUCAAGUAUUAUGAAAAAAAUAUUGUGGAGAGAGACCUCUUUAAAGGAUGGUUUGGAUUUUUUUUGAUGUGAAGUUAUGUAGAACGAUUAUAAGUAAUGGUGCCCUUACUUGUAGACGAGGGAUGUCACAGUUCAAUGAGUUCGAUGAAAAGUGAGGAAUCCCUCAGGCUGAAAGCUAAUAACUAGUCAGACAAAAAAUACAAAAAAAAAGCCGUCUCAUGCUAUUCACACACCCUGGGUUUUAGGUGAUUUUAACAACUAAAGACAACUAAUACUGAUACCCGUGGUAUAUUAACGCAUUUUACAGUCUACAAUUUUACAAAAGGCAUUUGUGAAGUCUGUUGAUGUUUGUUUACACUACCAGACAUAAGGAAAAUCCAUUGAGUGACAAAGGUGAGUCCAAACUUUUGUCUGGUAGUGUAAAGGCCAAAACACACCAAACCAUCCGAUCCGACAGAAAAUCACGUCGUAGUAAUUAGAUCUGGUCAAAGUGAAUGGAGUCAGGUAGACCACCUUGUGAUUUUCUGCAGCUGUACUGCGUAGCGUAGACCAAGGUAGACCCUUGCUCUAUCUUGGUCAGAGCUACGCAGCAAUUUUUAACGGGAAAUGCAAGAGUCAGACAAGGAAGAGUUAGUAAAACACGUCCACUUUGGGGAAAAUACAAAAUAUAUUCUCCGAACUGCAAGGCAAACAGAAUGUCAUUUCCGGCCAGGUGCGUCCCGAUAAAGAUUCUGGAAAACACACAGGUCAAUAAAUAAACAAUACAACUUUUCAAUAAACUGUGUACUUACCCAUGGAGCUCAGACGUACAGCAAACAGAUAAGACAAUAAACAGCGAUCUUCUUUGAGCUUGUUCCAAGCAGCAACUGCAGCUUUAGAUUUAUCCCCCAGCUUGUUUAUGUUGGCGGGAUAUCCGGGACUUGUGGUUUGCACUAUCGUGUGAAUACAAGAUCUCGCAAGUCCAGCGGCCGUUGAAAAAAAUCUUCAUGGAACGGAACGUGGGGUUGGACGGAUCGGAUGUUUUGUGUUUCAGGCUUACAUCUGUAUUACUAUGUAGACGUUGGCGUUCUGAGGCUCCUGCCGCUAUCCUUCUGUUGAAUCCGCGGUGACACGUCAGCCUACAGGGAAAACUUUUCACAACUUCAAGACAGGUGACGCAAAAUAAAAAAUUUUACUUUAUAUUACUCAAACUCUCUGCGGGUCUAGAUUUUUGACGCAGAUUAGCGAGUCAGUGACGAUCAGGCCAUCUGAUACCGUGGGCAGCUUUAGCACUCAUAAUGUCAGGCAGUACUACAGACGUUCAACUGAGGGCGGUACACAUCAAAAUUGGCUCAUAUCUACUAAUGAUAAUACUAUCUUCUCAUAUAUGGCAUUCUAUCCCUCGGAUAUUCUGUUUGAGUUUGAUACUAAUAUCCACAAAUGAUGCUAGUAUGCGCUAGUGAUGUAUUCCAUAAUUAUACGCAUUUAUUCGGUUGGAGUUUUAAAAUACGAAAAUCAGCUUAACCUCUUUAGACCCAAACUAUUUAGAUCAAAGAGGUGUUUAGACACCUGAAAAAACACUGAAAAAGAUCAAUUUAUCUUUAAAUAUAUAUGCCUGAGCAAUGUCCUACCUUCUUUACAGAAAAAUAUAUGUUUGAAGAGAAACUGAUCAUUCUCAGAUAUAUCAACUUUUAGACAAAUAUUCUCAAGUCUUAAGGGGCUAAAUGGAUUCCCUCUCUGACUAACUGUUAGUCUCUCACUGUCUGAGGAGCCCUUUACUUCUCCAGUCAUGUGACAUCUGUUUACCACAGGUAAAGGAGCCAUUACUGGUAAUACCUCCACAACACCUCACUUUAAAAAAUCCAGACGAUUGCUUUAAAGGCAUCUUGCCUCACUGCCUCCCAUUUUCAUACUUGGAUUUUUACCACAACCCCAUCUCUCACCCCCGCCCCGUCACCACCACCACCGCCCUGCCGCUCCUGUGCUUUAGUGGCCCUAGUGAUUUUACUUUGCUGCUGCAGGGUGUGUGCGUUGUUUUGCCAGAAGCUGCACAUGUAUUACUAUCAACCCCUCCCUGCAAUUUCCAGUCCAGUAUUGUUUCAUUUUUCAAAGGCUUUGUAGUAUUGCUUGAGCUCACCUGUAUCAGAAAAAAAAGUUGUACAAUACUGUAAGUGUAUUUAAUUUUGUAUAAAACAGAUAUUUUCAUGAUUAUGCAAAACAAACAAAAAAAGAUGUAUUACUUGUUUUCUACUGCUGCUGACCCGUCCAUUAGUAGAUGUGGACUAAGAGUGACUAAGGAAA